AUGUCAGUGUUCUCUCCUGGUCUGAAUGACGGUUUCUCCCUACCUGGCGAAGGGUCCCUGGUCUCCAGCACUAAGAAAAACACAGGAGAGAAAGGAGGAACUGCGUCCAUGAAGGAGAAUGUUUGUCAGGUGUGUGAGAGGACAGGUGAGCUGCUGCUGUGUGAGGGCCAGUGCUGUGGGGCGUUCCACCUGAAGUGUAUCGGCCUAUCAGAAACCCCUAGAGGGAAGUUCAUCUGUUGUGAAUGCACUAAAGGGGUUCACACAUGCUUUGUGUGUAAGAAGUCUGGCGACAGUGUGAAGAGGUGCAUGGUGCCUGUAUGUGGGAAGUUCUACCACAACGAGUGUAUCCUGAAACACACACCCACCCAGCCCCAGAGUAAAGGGGUUCGCUGCUCCCUCCACGUCUGUCUGUCCUGCCACAUCACCAACCCCCUCAACCCCUGCAGUUCCAAAAGUCGUCUGACCCGCUGCGUGCGCUGCCCUGUUGCGUACCACGCAAACGACUACUGCAUGGCGGCAGGCAGCAUUGCCCUGGCCAACAACAGCUUCCUGUGUCCAAACCACUUCACCCCCCGCAAGAACUACAAGAACCACGAACACAUCAACGUCAGCUGGUGCUUCGUCUGCUCAGAAGGGGGCAGUCUGCUGUGUUGCGAGGCCUGUCCUGCUGCCUUCCAUCAAGAGUGUCUGAACAUCGAGAUGCCCGAGGGGAGCUGGUUCUGCAACGACUGCAAGGCCGGGAAGAAACCACACUUCAAGGACAUCCUCUGGGUUAAAGUGGUAAGAUUCAGGUGGUGGCCUGCGGAAGUGUGUCUUCCUAAGAACAUCCCAGAGAAGAUCCUCCGUAUGAAACACGAGGUGGGGGAGUUCCCUGUUCAGUUCUUUGGUUCUAAGGACUACGCCUGGACCUAUCAGGCCAGAGUCUUCCCUUACAUGGAGGGAGAUGCCAACAACAAGGACAAGAUGGGGAAGGGUUGUGACGCCAUCUACAAGAAAGCUCUGAAUGAAACAGCUGAGCGGUUUAUAGCGCUUCAGGCUGAGAAGGAGAUGAGACAGCUUCAGGAGGACAGGAGGAAUGACAAGAAACCUCCUCCCUACAGACACAUCAAGGUGAACCGACCAAUUGGCAAGGUCCAGAUCAUCACGGCGGACCUAUCGGAGGUGCCGCGCUGUAACUGCAAGGCGUCUGAUGAGAACCCGUGUGGCAUGGACUCAGAGUGUAUCAACCGCAUGUUGAUGUAUGAGUGCAACCCUCAGGUGUGUUUGGCAGGGGAGAGGUGUCUGAACCAGAGUUACACCAAGAGACAGUACACCCAGGUGGAGAUCUUCAGGACCUUGUCACGAGGCUGGGGGCUACGGGGCGUCUCCGACAUCAAGAAGGGUGCAUUUGUGAAUGAGUACGUGGGGGAGGUGAUAGACGAGGAGGAGUGCAGAGCCAGGAUCAAACAUGCUCAGGAGAAUGACAUUUGUAACUUCUACAUGCUCACUCUGGACAAGGACCGGAUCAUAGACGCUGGACCCAAGGGGAACCAAGCGAGGUUCAUGAAUCACUGCUGCCAGCCCAACUGUGAGACCCAGAAGUGGACGGUAAACGGAGACACCAGGGUGGGGCUCUUUGCCCUGGAGGACAUCCCCGAAGGUGUGGAGCUGACCUUCAACUACAACCUGGAGUGUCUUGGUAACGGGAAGACGGUGUGUAAAUGUGGAGCGCCCAACUGCUCCGGGUUCCUGGGGGUCCGACCAAAGAACCAGCUGUCUAAAGCACGGGAAGGAAGGGAACUAAAGGAGGGCAAGAAGAAGGUUCUGGUCAAGAAGAAGCCUCAGCUGGAGGUGACGAAGGAGAGGGAGGACGGGUGUUUCAGCUGUGGGGACGGAGGACAGAUCGUGUCCUGUAAGAAGCCAGGUUGUCCCAAGGUCUACCAUGCAGACUGUCUCAACCUGGCCAAGAGACCUGCAGGCCGUUGGGAGUGCCCCUGGCACCAGUGUGACAUCUGCGGUCAUGAGGCGGCCUCCUUCUGUGAGAUGUGUCCCAGCUCCUUUUGCACGCAGCACCGUGAGGGCUUGCUCUUCAUCUCUAAGAUAGAUGGGCGGCUCGCCUGCAACGAUCACGACCCCUGUGGACCCGAGCCCCUGGAACCAGGGGAGAUCAGGGAGUACGUACCUCCUGGGGGCAUGCCUCUCCCCCACCCCCUGGGUCUGGUCCCACCCAGGCCUGGUUCCACCACUGCUGGUUCUAUCCCCUCCACAGUUGCCCCAGACCUGACCCAGGACUCGCUACUGCCCCCUACAGGGAGCUUGUUCCUCAACACCUCCCAGAACUCCAAUACCUCCUCCUACGGACCCCCUAGCAGUCCCUACAUGUCUGAUAGUCAAAUACUGCACUUCUCCCUUCCUUCUCCCCCCUCCUACAAGGACGUGAAAGAGGAGGAGGAGGAUGGAGAGCUGGAAGACGGACAGGUGGGUGGAUUAGAAGAGGAUGCAGAGGAGGAUGAAGAAGAGGACGAGGAGGAAGGAGAGGCGAUGGAGGUAGUUGAGGAGGAAGAUGAGCAGUAUGAGGGCAGACUAGGAGAGGAGGAAGGGGGAGAUGUGUAUGACACCUGGGGGGACUACAUGGAGGAGGAGCCAGACGAUGAGGGGGAGGUAGAGGAGGAGGAGUGGGGAAGGGUGGAGGAUGAAGAGAAAUGAACUCUGUUUACAUCCCUCCCCCUUGUCUUCCAUUCCUUCUUCCAUCUCUACGAAAAUACUUUUUCUCUAGCUCUCAUCUCUCUAGUGACAUUCUGAUGGACUGACAAUGAGAAAGAGAUUGUCCUGGUGGUGCCAAGCGAAAUACAAAGCUGCCUUUGUGUUUGCACUGCAUUGCCUUCCUAUGCCCAGCAUAGCACAGUGUGGGAUAUAAACUGGUGCUAAAGGGCUGGGAGGACUGCUCUGGUCAGCCUCUGGUCCAUCUGUUGAUAUGUUAUUAAUAUCUGCUCUGGUCAGCCUCUGGUCCAUCUGUUGUAUGUUAUUAGUAUCUGCUCUGGUCAGCCUCUGGUCCAUCUGUUGAUAUGUUAUUAGUAUCUGCUCUGGUCAGCCUCUGGUCCAUCUGUUGAUAUGUUAUUAGUAUCUGCUCUGGUCAGCCUCUGGUCCAUCUGUUGAUAUGUUAUUAGUAUCUGCUCUGGUCAGCCUCUGGUCCAUCUGUUGAUAUGUUAUUAGUAUCUGCUCUGGUCAGCCUCUGGUCCAUCUGUUGAUAUGUUAUUAGUAUCUGCUCUGGUCAGCCUCUGGUCCAUCUGUCGUAUGUUAUUAGUAUCUGCUCUGGUCAGCCUCUGGUCCAUCUGUUGAUAUGUUAUUAGUAUCUGCUCUGGUCAGCCUCUGGUCCAUCUGUUGUAUGUUAUUAGUAUCUGCUCUUGUCAGCCUCUGGUCCAUCUGUUGAUAUGUUAUUAGUAUCUGCUCUGGUCAGCCUCUGGUCCAUCUGUUGUAUGUUAUUAGUAUCUGCUCUGGUCAGCCUCUGGUCCAUCUGUCGUAUGUUAUUAGUAUCUGCUCUGGUCAGCCUCUGGUCCAUCUGUCGUAUGUUAUUAGUAUCUGCUCUGGUCAGCCUCUGGUCCAUCUGUCGUAUGUUAUUAGUAUCUGCUCUGGUCAGCCUCUGGUCCAUCUGUUGAUAUGUUAUUAGUAUCUGCUCUGGUCAGCCUCUGGUCCAUCUGUUGUAUGUUAUUAGUAUCUGCUCUGGUCAGCCUCUGGUCCAUCUGUUGAUAUGUUAUUAGUAUCUGCUCUGGUCAGCCUCUGGUCCAUCUGUCGUAUGUUAUUAGUAACUGGUGCUGUUUUUCUUCUCUUAAAAGUUUACAUUUUUGUUUUAUUUUACAAUUGGAAAACAAAAAAGGAUCGGCAGCCUCACUCAGCCACACCCUGACUAUACCGGACAUGUUGCGUGUGUGACCAUUGCAAAAUAAAUGUACAAAUUCAAUAUUUUCAUCCACACUGCUUGCGCGCGUCAACUAACGUCUUUGAUGCCAAACGCUGAAAUAGAACUUGGUUCUAUUUGAGACACGCUGUAAAUCUCACGUCUCCUGUCUCCUUAUUGAUUUACAUGACGAUACAACCCCACAUGUUUGCUUGAAAGGAGAAACCUGGAGAUAUUAAUCAAAGAUAACUUACGCCGGAAUGGAGAUACACACAAUUGUUGUAUGACCUGGGUCAAGGUUCUCCAAAGGACCACCUAAGAAUGGGAACACACAUGCAUGAGAAGGUAAAAUAACAACCCACUGUUCAUCUUCCAGGACAAACUAGCUAACAACAGCUAUCCAACUUAUUGUCCAUGAACGUUUCAUGUGUAUUUUGACCUGUCCCAAAAUGAAUAUAGUUGGAUCACAGUUGGUUUUGUUAUUUUAACCUGCAUGUCAUGAUCGCGUCUAUCAAAUGAGGAGAGACAAACUUAUCACACAAGUCAGAGUUAUACUUAAACUACAUCUUUAAUAAUAAGAGCUUUGCAAUGACUUUCAACAAUUCACCAUUUCUAAAGAUCCAUUGAGAGUGAUAAAACAAAAGUGCAAAGAUUUUUUAUUGCCAAGAUACACCCCUUUCAACCUAUAUGACGAACAACAGAUACAUAGAAUGGUCACAAGGUUAAGAUUUGUAUGAAAGAUAUCUAUAAUACAUAGCAGACAGCAUCUGCUGUGUCAACAGUUUUCAUUGUAUAGACCAGUGUCUGGCCCUCCUACUCCAAACUGGAACCAUCUCUUCCUGAUACGGUAUAGAGCACAAACAUUAACUCAUGUUAUCUGGAAUGCUGUUUAGGUUUUAUCACCCAAAGACAUCGUAAAUCUCCUCCGUCAGUGUUAUCUCAUAGAGGCCCUCAGUAGAACACACACACAAUAGUUCACAGAACACUCUAUUCUGUCGAAUUAAACAACCAUUAUAAUGGAAUACAAGCAUUAUAACAUAAUCUUGCAAUUUCCCUGACACCAGUUAUCAAGAAUAAUGAACGAUAUGCUCUCAAUGAUCACUGAUUAUAAAACGGCAUAACCAACUUCUGGUUUGGAUAUAUAACUGUGUUACAAAUCAACCCAAUCUUGAAAUCUAAAGUGCAUCUCUUGUAAACGGUAAAGAAAACACUUUUUGUCUACAGCGAAAGAUUAUGAUGAUAAAACUCUCAAUCCAUAAUUAAGAUCCCAGAUUGUUCAUUAUGUUAAGAUGGUUAUGGCUGGACAAACAGAAACAUUCCAAGAAUUCAGAACAUCACUCCUGUUAGUUGUGUGUACAUCAAUGUUUUGACCUUACUUUAUGGCUUUAGGUUACCGUUCCAUCCACAGAAUUAGAACAAAUUCUAGUUCUUUGAUUCCAUCACCAUGCUCCAUCAUCAUAGGUCAUUCAAUGAUCACAUCUGGCAGAAAAAUGUGUUGUCUGUUUGGGAGAUGAUGCGAAAGUUUAUAUCGUGAGUCAACGUGGUGUAUGUUUGAGUGCACGCACUUGUCUGCUGUUGUAGAAUCAAGCGAUACUUGUCAUGUAUUGUCUCAUGGCCUAAAGAACAGUGUUUUUGAGUUUUAAAAAGUAGAAUUUUAUACUUCUGAAUUGACUGUUGUGGUGCUGUAAACAUUUUAACACAAACCCCUUAGUAUAUAGACUGCAUCGUCUCACUGGAAGGCUGGUUGUCUGCAUCACUAAAAUACAUGGUUUAUCAUCUCUGUUGGUUAACUGAAGAGCCAAGCAGAAUGUCUCAUGUUUUCUGUCAUAACUAAUGUUGAUUCAUCGGGCAGCUUUUCCAACAAGAUGGUUUAUCAUCACAAUGAAGCUGUGAAGCAUUCUGAAACUUCUCCACAUUCUAGAAAGGUUGUUCCGAGACCUUCAGUUCAUACAUUUUGUGUAAUGUUCUGCUGUAUAUGUUCUGCAUUCAAACAUGUAGCAGCACACUUCCAACGCACAAAACACACGGGUCCAUUCUGUUUGGUUGCUGGUUAUGGUUAAAUUCCAUGAAAUAACAAACCUUCCCAUGAGUCUCAUCUAAUGCUUUUUAAAUGAAAUUAGAACAUUUUCAUGAAUUUUACAAUUUGGUUAAAUUGAUGUUUAGAAUUUAGAAUGUCAACAUGAGAAUCACUGGACAAUUGGCCUUAAAAUCCUGAAUAUUCAGCCUUUUAAAACAAUCAAUUGGGUCCAACACCAACUAAAUGACAAAAUGAUGUACUGAAUUCCCUAACAGAAGCACUACCAUUUUUACAUGGCUUGCCUAAUAAUGUGUCAACAAAUAUUUCUGCCUCACUCUUGACUUGACAUCCAGGCAGAGAAAUAUAUAUAUAUAUGUUUUGGUUGGCUAGUUUUUUGUAUGUAUCAAACCUAUAUAAUUUUUUUUGCCUUUUUUUUUUUCUUUCCGUUUUGUGAUGAUGAUGUUUGCCAACGGGUCUACUUCGAAGAGUUCUCUGGCCCCUCCUGUUUUUUUUUUUUUUUUAGAGAGAUGAAACACAGAAAUUGAUUUUCUGAAGAAACAGGGGAUAUGUUUAUUGCUGCCAUGUUGAGAAGACUCAUGAACUGAACUGUACUCCGUUGUGUAUAAAAAAUAUUGUAAGUAAAGUUUCACAAUAGAACAUUUUGUUUUUGUAAUUUUUUUAAGGCUCACUUUUUCUUCCCUUUUGAAAAAUGAA
Messenger RNA from Salvelinus namaycush (lake trout), 6605 nucleotides. Its product is annotated as histone-lysine N-methyltransferase, H3 lysine-36 specific-like. Gene Ontology annotation, molecular function: protein binding; histone H3K36 methyltransferase activity. Gene Ontology annotation, cellular component: nucleus; chromatin. Bases 1 to 2685 code for a protein of 894 amino acids. Lineage: Eukaryota; Metazoa; Chordata; Actinopteri; Salmoniformes; Salmonidae. Gene Ontology annotation, biological process: regulation of DNA-templated transcription. The record is from RefSeq and is a predicted model, not a curated record. The transcript has 13 exons.